CUGGGGCAUGUGCCUCGGCUGCAGCGGGGGCGCUCGGGCGUCCAAGCCGGCUCCCGUUGGCAGCCUUUGCAGCCCGAUGGCAUGCGCCCCCUCUUGAGCGCCCCCAUGCCCACCCGGGUCUGGCUCCCCGCCCGUGUGCAACACGGCGCCGGCAGCUGAGCUUCGGGACCGCCGCCGCCUCCCCGGCGAGAUGUGCGCCCGCGGAGCGUGGCUGUGGUGGCUGAGCCUCUGCAGCCUGGCCGCCUCGCCCGCUUCACCGGUGCGACUUCAGCCCGGCAUCACACAGAAAUGAAGAAAAAAGAACAGGGGGAACUGCGUGAGCUCAGCGUCACAACAAAAUGCCUCUGUGGAAGAAGUUCUGGGAUGGCACAGAGGCAUGGGAAACAUAGUAAAUGGAUUGCACAGCAAGCCAAAUGUGUGUUCUGAACAAGAACUGGCAAUGGUGACACAUCAGCAGCCUUGUGUUCAAGCCUUCACCCGUUUUGUGAAAACGUGGAAGCAGGGUUGUGGAUCUCAGAGGUGGUGCAUAAGCCAUGAGAGAAGGACAGGCUACUAUACCAUCUAUAAGCAAGUGUACAGUAUGGAACAUCACACCGUCUUCAAAUGUUGUCCUGGCUGGGGCAGGAAAAUGGAUGAUGAAGCUGGAUGCCUGCAUGCUUUGUGCACUGUCGGUACUUGUUUCAAUGGAGGGAAAUGCAGUGGUGGAACAUCUCAAAUGUGCCAAUGUCCAGAGGGAUUUCAGGGCUCACGCUGCCAAUACGAUACGAAUGAAUGUGCUGAUGAGAACGGAGGGUGCCAGGAACAGUGCUGCAAUACAAUUGGUAGCUUCUAUUGCAAAUGUCCAGUGGGCCAAAAACUGGGAGAAGACAAGAAGUCCUGUGAAGAUAUCGACGAAUGCGCAGUAAGGAAUGGAGGCUGCCAGCAGAGUUGCAUUAACACUGUGGGGUCCUAUCACUGUGAUUGUGAGACAGGAUAUCAACUUCAUACCGAUGGACGCACCUGCAUAAGCACUGACCCCUGUGCAAGUGGAAAUGGGGGUUGCUUACACAUCUGCCAAAAUGAAAGUGGACUUGCAAAGUGUGAAUGCUAUCCCGGACAUCGCCUUUCUGCAAAUGGGAAGUCUUGUGCAGAUGUCGAUGAAUGUGCCGAGGGCAUGGCCAGGUGUACUCAUCACUGUGUGAACACCGUAGGGUCUUUCUCCUGCAUUUGCAAUCCUGGCUUUGAGCUCGGGGAGAAUGGAAGGCAAUGUUACCGCAUAGAAAUGGAAAUCGUCAAUAGCUGUGAAGACAACAAUGGUGGUUGUUCUCAUCACUGUGAACAUUCAACCGGCGGGCCUCUGUGUUCUUGUAACCAAGGAUAUGUCUUGGAUUUGGAUGGGAAGUCAUGCAUAGACCUGGACGAAUGUGAGACGGAAGAUGCCUGUUGUUCACAGUUCUGCAUCAACUACGUUGGAGGCUAUGAAUGCCGCUGCAAGGCAGGUUUCCGCCUUAACUCGGAUGGCUGCAAGUGUGAUGAUGUGGAUGAAUGCCUUGCUGACACCCAUGGUUGUGAACAACUCUGCGUUAAUUCCUUGGGUUCUUAUGAAUGUGUGUGUGAGGAGGGGUACCGACUGGGCGUCAACAGACAGUCUUGCAACUCACUAGAUGAGGAGGUAGAAGAGGAACAGCUGGAAGAGGUCCGGAUCCCCUACCUUCACUUCAGAAGGCCUCCUCAGCUCCUUCAUUUCAGUACCUCAUUUGACUCCUUCUACGAGGAUGAGGAACAAGAUGUUCGUGGAGAACUUGCCCUUGAGCGCACAACUAUUUGCCUGGAUAACACAUUUGGCAGUGACUGCAGCUUAAGCUGUUCUGACUGUAUGAACAGAGGGAAAUGCAACAGCGACAACAGCAGCUGCGAUUGCCCACCUGGCUGGACUGGUAUUAUCUGUAAUGCAACCUGCUCAGCGGGGACCUAUGGGCAAGAUUGUAGCAGUGUCUGCAAGUGUCAGAAUGGAGGUUCUUGUGACCCUGCGACAGGAGCGUGUCGUUGCCCACCAGGAAUUAAUGGAAAGUUUUGUGAAGAGGGUUGCCCCAAAGGACUUUUUGGGAAGCAGUGCAAUAAGAAAUGUAAUUGUGCUCACAAUGGGCAUUGCCACAGACUGUAUGGGGCCUGUUUAUGUGACCCUGGGUUGUACGGUCGCUUCUGCCAUCUGACUUGUCCCAAAUGGGUCUUUGGACCAGGAUGCUCAGAAGAAUGCCAGUGCUUAAAACAGAACACUUUGAGUUGCAAUCCGAGGAAUGGCGUUUGCAUCUGUAAACCAGGUUACGAAGGGAGCAAGUGUCAAAAAGCCUGUCCUGCUGGUUACCAUGGAAAAAACUGCUUGCUACAGUGCAGCUGCAAUCGUGAUGCUCCAUGUGACCUUAUCACGGGUGAAUGUGUGUGUCCCCCAGGCUGGAUUGGCCCUGACUGCAAACAACGUUGCCCCACAGGUACAUUUGGCUCGAGCUGUAACUCCAGCUGUCAGUGCCACAAUGGAGCUACCUGUGACCCUGUGAGCGGAGCCUGUGAUUGCAUAGCCGGCUGGACAGGAACCUUUUGUGAGAAAGCUUGUCCAGAUGGCUUUUUCGGGCUCAAGUGUCGGCAGGUGUGUGACUGUGAGAACGCGGCUGCCUGCGAUCACAUCACUGGAAUGUGCCAUUGCCGCCCUGACUGGACGGGACCCAAGUGUGACCGCCCCUGUCAGGAUAAGCGUUACGGACAAGACUGCCAUCAGUUUUGUAACUGUCGGAACGGAGCCGUCUGUAAUCACACAACUGGCGUGUGUAUUUGCACAAAGGGGUGGAGAGGACCACUCUGUCAAGAAGAGUGUGAAGCUGGAAAGUAUGGAGAGGAGUGUCUGCAGAACUGUAGCUGUAGCAAUGGUGGAAUUUGUGACCAUCGUUCAGGGAAAUGCUCUUGUCGUCCAGGGUGGUUUGGAGACCAUUGUGAUACUGCUUGUCUGCCAGGCACAUACGGGGAGCACUGUAACCAAGUAUGUCAGUGUUCUGGCAAGAAUGAGGAGUGCCACCAUGUGACGGGCCGGUGUGGCUGCUUGCCAGGUUACUACGGAAUCCACUGUGACCUCAGAUGUCCAGAAGGUACAUAUGGUCCAUACUGUAGGAGGGCGUGCAAAUGCCUGAAUGGAGGUCAUUGUGAUCCUAUGACAGGAGCUUGCAGCUGUCUUCCUGGAUUCAUUGGAGCUGACUGUGGUAAAACUUGUCCACAGAAUCACCAUGGGAAGGAUUGCACCUCUUUCUGCUCCUGUGGUAAGGGACACUGUGACCCAGUGACUGGCAAGUGCUACUGUCCUCCUGGCCGAAUUGGACCAAGUUGCCUUCACGUGUGUCCCCAGGGACGAUAUGGCCCCUACUGUCAGCUAAAAUGCCUGUGUAAGAAUGGUGGUAUCUGUGAUCCUGUGAAUGGGACAUGUACCUGUGGACUUGGCUGGACUGGAAAAUAUUGUGAGAAAGAAUGUACUCCUGGAAAAUAUGGUUCUGGUUGUCAACUAGAUUGCUCUUGCCAGAAUAAUGGAACCUGUGACAGAUUUACUGGCUGUUGUCAUUGCCCAGAAGGUUAUUAUGGACAUUCCUGUGAACACACCUGCCCUUCUGGAUUUUAUGGUCUCAAAUGCCUAUACCCAUGCCACUGCAAAAAUGGAGCUACCUGUCUUCCAAGCACUGGGCAGUGCCUUUGUCUUCCUGGCUUCCAAGGUGCACAAUGUGAAAAAGGUUGUCCCAUUGGGUGGUUUGGAAAUAAAUGUCAACACCAGUGUGAAUGUGAAGCAUCAGCUCGGUGUGAUCCAGUGACUGGGAAAUGUCUUUGCAUCCCUGGUAGGACUGGGGGCAGAUGUGAAAUUGAAUGCAGGCCAAACAGAUAUGGCCCCAACUGUUCUCAGCAUUGCCAGUGUGCCAAUAAGUCCCAAUGUGAUGCUCGUAAUGGUAGAUGCACUUGUCUCCACAGAUGGAUGGGACCAACUUGUGAAGAAGGUGGCCCUGCAGACCUUCCUUUUUACGAAGAACAAACUCAGAGAUGAGGGAAUGCUUUUUCAAGAUUGCAACAACAGGAACGCUUGGACUAAUGAAUGAACUGUUUUAUAUGCACAGACGGUAUUUAACUUUGGGAAUGAGAGCUGGUAUUCAUUUCAGCUUGAACCGUGCUGAAAAAUUCACACUUCUCGCAAGGCAAUAGUAUCCGUUAAGUAGCUGGAUUCCGCGGAAAACUUUUUUGCAUUCUGUUCUGUUUGUUUAUUCUUGAUCUCCUGCUUCCUUCUGAUUAAUCCAUUCUCGAUAUCCUUUCCAAGUGUCAGUGCGGUAUUAUUACAACCAGAAAAUCCAUCAAUUGUCUCAUCUUCAUCAGCAGUUGGUUUACAGAGAGAUCUGAAGACCAAAAGAAACGGAUGACAAGAGGGAUCUGAUUUGCUUUUGCUUUGCCAGUCGGUUGCCUUUGUAUUUUUCUGUCGACCCAAAACUAUCGAAAUUGUCCCUUAGGGAACAAAAUAAUUUCAGGACAAAAAAAUAGGAAUCGAUUCCAUGGAAUAUUUGGCAGAAGUAAAAUAUUUAUGCCCUAAUCAGUAAGGGAGACAUGUAUGCAGCAGCAGGCUUUCACAGAUGUACCCAGACUCUAUUAAAUUCACUGGCUGAAACUCUUAAAACAGACGAGGAGGCCAUUCCAAGUCCAGAGUUGCUGUGUGAAAAUUAUGGCAUGUGAUUAGAGUUGAGUCAAGAUCUUGUUAGUUAAAAAUGAAAAAAAGUCAACGACACAUUCUGUAAGAGAUAAUUUAUGAGAGGAUGAGGCGUGGUUGAAACGUGGCAAAAUGAGGGCGUAGAAUUCUGAGGAGCUAGAACUCUUUGGACUGUGAGGGAGGGGGGAGAAGUCAUAUUUUCUGUGCUCCUCCCUGAAAGAAAGAACUCCCAACUGAUAAAUAAUUAACAUAACAGGGGCCUAGCCCUUUCACUUAUUUCCAAUUAUUAAUCAUGGUAAAACUUGAAACAUGCCAUGCCUCCCCUGCAUUCAGAAGUAAUGCAGUCCAUUUUACAUCCCAGUCCUGUACCAGUGUGGGAUCACCAGAUUCUGCUGCCAGCAUAGCCCAAGCCAUCUUCUGUUCUAGAAUUCUAUUAUAGUAUUCCACAACACCCAACCAUACUUAUUUCACACAAGAAUGUCUACUGCCUUAUUCUGAGCCCGAUCCCUGGUCUUGCUAUGUCUUUCUUAACAUGUUCAACAUGAAGUCCUUUGACUGGAAAUGCCACUGAAUGGUUCUGUGGUGUUCCGCAUAGUGUAAUGGUUAAGAGCAGGUGGACUCUAUCUGGAGAACCAGGUUUGAUGUGUAUAGUUAUGUUGAAAUCACCUUGUGGGUAGGUAUAGUGGAUGUAAUUGUAUAUGUAAUAAGGCUAUGUGUUUCUGUUUUUAUAGUUUCCCACUGAAAUUUAACAAAUUCAUAGCCGACCUUUGGCCUUCCCGCCUUUAUGACUGUAUGAUUCUUAGCCUCUCUUAGCAUCUUUUUCCAUUUUGUCCAGCACCUAGCCCACCGUUGGUGCUCCAUCCAGUUUGUUUACUACAGUUCGAAGAACAUUAGUCACACUUCUUCCGUUGAAAUAAGUUCAGCUGCACAAUUAUUUAUCUUUAAAUUGGGGUCAAUGCCAUUUUGUCACUUUUUGGUGACAAGAAAAAGGAUUCCAUAAAGGGAGUAUCCAGCUUGAAUUUACAUGCUAUUAUCUAUCUUCUGUUUCACUCCGGAAAUUUCUAGUGUGACCUCCAAACUUGUGAAAUGCAGGUUCUUUCAGUAGGUCACUUGGCUGAUUUAGCAUUUGAGCACAGAUAAUGAUCUCCCCCAAAACAAUGCAGACUUGGUUAUCAGUGGCCCUCUAUAGUGGAACUAGAUGUGAGACACCCUCUGGGGUUGCUACCAGAAGCCCUGCACCCAUUUCCUCUUCUUCUAACUACUAGCAGUCAAGGAAAUGCAUUAUAACAUGAUUGUGUUGUGCACUUCUCCAUCCCUCUCCACAGUAUUGGCUGUUGCUACUUAGGGGUGUGGAAAUGCAUAACACGUCAUCGCAUUGAAUACUUUCCUUGCUGAAUUUUUCAAGAAGAGAAGGAACAGCUCAGUGUGGUCAUUUCUGCAUGAUCCAAAUAUCCUGGGUUGAGCGAGGGAAAUAUCCUGGUCUGGCCCAGAAGUUUGCACGAUUC
Messenger RNA from Sphaerodactylus townsendi, 6204 nucleotides. RefSeq names its product multiple epidermal growth factor-like domains protein 6. Gene Ontology annotation, molecular function: protein binding; calcium ion binding. The record is from RefSeq and is a predicted model, not a curated record. The transcript has 31 exons. Bases 377 to 4051 code for a protein of 1224 amino acids. Lineage: Eukaryota; Metazoa; Chordata; Lepidosauria; Squamata; Sphaerodactylidae.